AUGCUUCUGAAGAAGAUAAGUGUGAUUUUUGUGGUCGAUAGUAACGACAGAGAACGGAUCAGUGAGGCCCAAGAAGAACUAACCAGAUUGUUAAUGGAGUAUGAGCUCAUGGAUGCAGGAUUGUUGGUGUUUGCAAAUAAACAGGAUGUUCCCAAUGCUAUGAGCACAGCAGAAAUAACAGACAAGCUUGGCUUACAGUCCAUCUGCCAGAGAAACUGGCACAUUCAGGCUACCAGCGCUACCAGUGGAGACGGGCUUUACGAAGGCCUGGACUGGCUCUCCAACCAGCUUAAGAACCAGAAAUGA
This is a messenger RNA of Myotis myotis, 306 nucleotides long. RefSeq names its product ADP-ribosylation factor 2-like. NCBI's taxonomy places the organism in Eukaryota, Metazoa, Chordata, Mammalia, Chiroptera, Vespertilionidae. Gene Ontology annotation, molecular function: GTP binding; GTPase activity. The transcript has 3 exons. The record is from RefSeq and is a predicted model, not a curated record. Gene Ontology annotation, cellular component: cytoplasm; plasma membrane. The coding region runs from base 1 to 306 and encodes 101 amino acids. Gene Ontology annotation, biological process: intracellular protein transport; vesicle-mediated transport.